AUGGGGAUCCGGGAGUUCCCGGGCGGCGCGCCCCGGGGCAAAGGCAGCGCCACGGGCAUGCGGCGCUCCCCGGACGUGAGCCCGCGGCGGCUGUCGGACAUCAGCCCGCAGCUGCGGCAGCUCCGGCUGCUGGCGGUGGACGAGGCCAUCAAGGAGGAGCUGCGGGGGUCGCGCUCCGUGGAGGACCUCACCCUCUCCGGCGGCGGCGGCGGCGCGCCCGCGGGGCUCAGCUCCAUAGAGGAGCGCAUCCUGCGCAUCACCGGCUACUACGGCUACCAGCCCUGGGCGGCCAGCUGCAGACGGGAGGAGCGCCCCCGGGACGGCCCGGCCCCCGCGGAGGCCCCGGCGGGGGCGGCGGGCCCGGAGGCCGGGCGCGGGGGCCGCCCGUGCUGCCGCUGCUCGGGGCCGCGGCUCCGCAAGCUGGGCUGGGGGCUGGCCGUGGCGCUGGGCGUGUGCGCCUCCUGGGCCGGCGCCACGCAGCUGGCCAAGCGCACCUUCCGCACCUUCGACGCGCCCUUCACGCUGGCCUGGUUCGCCACCUCCUGGAACUGCCUCUUCUUCCCGCUCUACUACGCGGGCCUGGCCUGCCGGGCGCCCGAGCGGCCCUCGGUGACGCAGCGCUACAGGGAAUGCUGCCGCUUCUUUGGAGGCAGUGGCCUGACGCUGAAGGUGUUUUUCACCAAGGCGGCCCCGUUCGGUGUCCUGUGGACGCUCACAAACUACCUGUACUUACACGCAAUAAAGAAAAUCAACACCACGGACGCCUCCGUGCUCUUCUGCUGCAACAAGGCCUUUGUGUUCUUGCUCUCGUGGAUUGUGCUCAGGGACAGGUUCAUGGGCGUGCGGAUCGUGGCCGCCAUCCUCGCCAUCGCCGGGAUCGUGAUGCUGACCUACGCUGACGGCUUCCACAGCCACUCGGUCAUCGGCAUCGCGCUGGUGGUGGGCUCGGCGUCCAUGUCCGCCCUCUACAAGGUUCUCUUCAAGCUCCUCCUGGGCAGCGCGCAGUUCGGGGAAGCCGCCCUAUUCCUGUCCGUCCUGGGCGUGUUUAACCUGCUCUUCGUCUCCUGCGUCCCCGUCGUCCUCUACGUCACCCGCAUCGAGUACUGGAGCCCCUUCUCCGCCAUCCCCUGGGGCAGCCUCUGCGGCUUCUCCGUCCUCCUGCUGACGUUCAACGUUGUGCUAAAUUUCGGAAUCGCCGUCACCUACCCCACCCUGAUGUCCCUCGGAAUCGUCCUCAGCGUUCCUGUGAAUGCAGUGGUCGACCACUAUACCACCAACAUCGUCUUCAACGGGGUCCGGGUCAUCGCCAUCGUCAUCAUCGGCCUGGGCUUCCUCCUCCUGCUGCUGCCCGAGGAGUGGGACGUCUGGCUGGUCAAGCUGCUCACCCGCCUCAAGGUCAGGAAGAAGGAGGAGCCGGCGGAGAGCGGCGGGGACCUGGGCUCCGGCCCCCAGAACAGGAGGAGGGCCCGGCCCUCCUUCGCCCGCUGA
Molecule: messenger RNA, 1488 nt
Organism: Pipistrellus nathusii (Nathusius's pipistrelle)
Lineage: Eukaryota; Metazoa; Chordata; Mammalia; Chiroptera; Vespertilionidae
Source: the annotation of a GenBank genome assembly